Messenger RNA from Zychaea mexicana, 1779 nucleotides. Its product is annotated as Inosine/uridine-preferring nucleoside hydrolase domain-containing protein. The coding region runs from base 63 to 1394 and encodes 443 amino acids. The record is from RefSeq and is a predicted model, not a curated record. Gene Ontology annotation, molecular function: purine nucleosidase activity. The transcript is spliced from 7 exons. Gene Ontology annotation, biological process: purine nucleoside catabolic process. Gene Ontology annotation, cellular component: cytosol. NCBI's taxonomy places the organism in Eukaryota, Fungi, Mucoromycota, Mucoromycetes, Mucorales, Lichtheimiaceae.
CUCUUCCUCCUUGUGCUUUUUCUCCCCUUCUUUUUUCUCGAAUAGCAACAAGCUUGUAAAAAAUGCGAAUCACACAGUAUUGGUUAUCAAUGGCAGCAGCGGCAGCUUUGGUUUUGGACACGUUCACAGCUAUUGCUGCUCUUCAGCAGCCACAACGUCUCGAUAAAAACGUCUUGCUGCAUGACGACAUCAACAUUUUGGCUUCGUCGCCUAAGCAACAACUUGGGCGACGUGGAUUGCCUGGUAUUGAUCGUGGCGAACCGAUUAUUAUCGACACGGAUCCGGGCGUGGAUGAUGUGCUCAACAUAUUGCUCAUGCUACUGUCGCCAGAGGUGGAUGUGAGAGCCAUUACUUUGGUCCGUGGUAAUGCGGACAUAGAAAACGCUACGCGAAACGGCGUCACUGCGUUCCAAACUGUGUAUGAGCAAUACAAGUACUUCCAUCAACGUAUUCCACCACCCCAUGGAUUGUCAGUCCUAGCCGUCGGGGCAGGCAAGGCUUUGGAACCGGAUUAUGCAAUGGGACCGGAUGGAUUUAUGGGAAAAGACGCUAUCGGUGACAUCUUCACUCUGGGCAUGUACGAUCCUCCAAUUGACUGGAGAACCAAAGCAUACGAGAGCAAUGGAGAGGAUGGCACGUUUUUCAGAAGCACCCCUCGGAAUGGCCCCAAGGAAAUUCUUCAUCAGUUGAAGCAUACCCCGCCAUUGACAAUGACGAUCCUAGCUGUUGGUCCGUUGACAAACCUUGCAACUGCAUAUAAUAUUGACCCUGUUACAUUUAGUCGUGCCAAGCGAAUUGUCAUUAUGGGAGGAGCGGUGACGAGUUCUGGUAAUAUCACGCCGUAUGCUGAAUUUAACUUUGCCGAUGACCCGGCUGCUGCCAAUAUUAUUCUCGGAACAUCCAAAGGAUUCGAUGAAGCAACAAAGGAUAUGCAUGAGUCCCGACUCAAAUUGAUCAAGAAGGGCAAAUCGGCACCUAUGGAAGUUGUACUUUUACCCUUGGAUAUCAGUCAAGGCAACUUUGUCAUCACAAAAGAAGACUAUUUCGAGCAGAUCAAGAAGUUAGACACGCCUAUUGGUAAACUCAGUACGGCCAUGUUAGAUCUAGUAUUCGUUCGUAAACCUGAAAAGCACCUUGAAAAGAAUGGUGAAGCAAUGAUCAGCUUAGACUCGAUAGCCGGUGUCAUGUUGUUGGACUUGGUCAAUGGUGUAUUCGAAAAGAACUGGGAAUCGAAAUACUUUGAUUUGCGCGUUGAAACACGAGAUAGCGAAUAUUUGGGCGCUUCACUGUAUCAUGAUACCAAAAAUUACAGUAACGUGAGAGUUGCCUUGAACGGCGAUGGAGAUCACUAUAACGAAUUGAUGAUGACGCGCUUGUUCUCGGAUAAUAUCUAGUUCUGUAUAAAAAGCAAUAUGGACGAAUGAAUACAUACGAAAUGUAUAUUUCUAGCUAGUUGCCGGGUUCAUUGGUGUGGCGUUCGAUGCUCUCUUGUUUAAUACUAUGGUGACAGCGACUGCCGCCACAACAGCAGUAUAGGCUGUUUAUUAAAAUUACGAUGCUAUAGCUUCCUCGUUAUCACUGAUUUAACACGUAUCUCGGUACCACUAUAGCGAUAAUUUUCGAAGCUAAUCUGAUAUAGAAGAUUUCUAUGGUGCGUUCGCCUUAUGACCGUCAAUUUUAUACCUCAGCUUUACUCUCUUAUAACGUCCCCAAAAGGCAAUUAUACAGUCCAACGUGCUUCAAGAUAUCUUUUUUUAACUCGUUUGCUUUCGCUAUUGA